AUGCAGCAAAGAAUUACUCCUCGAUAUUUCAUCAACAAAACUAUAUCGAAUAUUAAUAAACCUGAUAAGUAAUAUUAAUUCAGAAAGAUAAUUGGAGAGGGUUAUGAAGGUUAUGUAUUUGAAGCUGUCCAGAUUCAUUAAAUGAAAAUUGAGAAAUUAGUCGCUCUUAAAUUGCUAUUUAGAAGAAGUUAGAAUGAGAUUGAUAUAAUCAAUAAACUAAUAGAGAAAUAAACCCAUAAACACAUAAUAAGGUUUUUUGAUCAUUUUGAAUAUGAAAAAUAUUACAUAAUUGUAAUGGAAUUAGGUACUUUAGAUCUUUAUAGAUACAUUCAAUAAUAAUAAAACUUUUUAGAUUCAGAAAAGAUAAACCUUUGUAAAAAGAUUAGUUACUGUGUUCAAGAAUUUCAUUCGCUCGGUUUGAUUCAUUGUGACAUCAAACCUGAGAACUUUUUAUUAAUUGAUAACUCAUUCAAGUUAUGUGAUAUGGGGUUUGUGAGAACUUAAAAUUAAGAAAUAAUAUAGAAUAUUGGAACUCCAGCUUUUUAGGCUAUAGAAAUGAUUCAAGAUAAAGUGAUCAUAAAUAAUAAAGUGGAUAUAUGGUCGUUGGGAUGUGUAUUUUAUGAAAUCUUCACAAAGGAGUAAUUGUUUGAAGGAGAGAAAAUAAGAGAUCAAAUAAUGAAUUAUGGAGUUGAUUAAGCAGAGAUAUUAAAUAAAAUCGAAAAGAUCGCAAUAGACAAAUCUGUUUUAUCUUUAAUGAAAUAAAUGAUUCACCCAUCUCAAAGUGUGCGUCCAAUGAUAGAUUAGAUAAUAAAAUAACUUGAAGAAUUAUGUGAGCAAAAUAAAAUAAAAGAAAACAAAUAGGUAGAUUGGAUAGAUUGA
Paramecium tetraurelia is the source of this 879-nucleotide messenger RNA. RefSeq lists its product as uncharacterized. NCBI's taxonomy places the organism in Eukaryota, Ciliophora, Oligohymenophorea, Peniculida, Parameciidae. The record is from RefSeq and is a predicted model, not a curated record. Gene Ontology annotation, biological process: mitotic DNA damage checkpoint signaling; protein phosphorylation. Gene Ontology annotation, molecular function: ATP binding; protein serine/threonine kinase activity. Gene Ontology annotation, cellular component: cytoplasm; nucleus. The transcript has 3 exons.